Siniperca chuatsi (mandarin fish) is the source of this 7090-nucleotide messenger RNA. RefSeq names its product E3 ubiquitin-protein ligase SH3RF3-like. The record is from RefSeq and is a predicted model, not a curated record. Bases 231 to 2732 code for a protein of 833 amino acids. Gene Ontology annotation, molecular function: protein binding; metal ion binding; ubiquitin protein ligase activity. Gene Ontology annotation, biological process: protein ubiquitination; positive regulation of proteasomal ubiquitin-dependent protein catabolic process; positive regulation of JNK cascade. The transcript has 10 exons. Lineage: Eukaryota; Metazoa; Chordata; Actinopteri; Centrarchiformes; Sinipercidae.
AGAGAGAAAGCGAGAAACAGAAACACGUUGAGGGAGACAGAGAGAGGUAGGCUACAGAACAGCGGAGAACAUUCACAACACAGGGAUAACUCGGCGCGCGGGGACUCUGUCGUGGGGCGUCCGCUGGCUCCUUCCCGCCGGUCCGCCUCCCAGAAUGUUCUGUGCCCCCGGUCCAUUUCUACGGUACACGAACCAGUCGCCGCGGCGUCCCCACGGACACUGAAGCCCAGAUGCUCACCCUCUCCGCCGACAUGGACGAGUCUUCGUCGCUGCUGGAUCUGUUGGAGUGCUCGGUGUGCCUGGAGCGCCUGGACACCACCGCCAAGGUGCUGCCGUGCCAGCACACCUUCUGCCGCCGCUGCCUGGAAAACAUUGUCAGCUCCCGGAACGAGCUCCGCUGUCCCGAGUGCCGCAUCCUUGUGGACUGUGGGGUGGACGACCUGCCGGCUAACAUCCUUCUGGUUCGCCUCCUGGACGGUAUCAAGCAGCGGCCCCAGAGAGGGAGCGGAGGAGGAGUAGGAGCAGGCGGGAGGCAGUCCCUGGCCGGGGGCUCGCUGCAGGGGUACGCAGCCGGGAUAUCCGCUUCUCCCCCGGGCAGUGCGAUCAGAGAGCUGCCCGUAGCCAUCAGGAGCUCCCCAGUUAAGAAUAUCCCAGCGCUGCCUUGUGGUAAAGCCCUCUAUUCCUACGAAGGAAAAGAACCAGGCGAUCUCCAAUUUUCUAAGGGUGACAUCAUCAUCCUGCGACGCAAGGUGGAUGACAACUGGUACCAUGGCGAGCUCAACGGUUGCCAUGGUUUCUUGCCCGCUAGUUACAUCCAGUUGCUGCGUCCCCUGAGCCAAACUCCACCACAGGGCAAAGCACUGUACGACUUUGAGGUCAAAGAUAAAGACCAAGAUAAAGACUGUCUGGCCUUCAGCAAGGAUGAGGUACUGACAGUAAUCAGGCGAGUGGACGAUAACUGGGCAGAAGGCAUGCUGGGAGACAAGAUUGGCAUCUUCCCCAUUCUCUAUGUGGAGUUAAAUGAAACAGCCAAGCAGUUGAUGGAGAUCGACAAGCCCACGCCAACUAACGUUCCAGGUCCGAGCUCUGAGCCAGCUCCGUUGGGCCCCUGUGCUCCUGGCCCCUCCCCCAAUGCCUCCCCGUCCAAUGGAAAUGGCUCUGGCCAUCGGAGAGGUGAAGGGAAGAAAAAUGCCAAGAAGAGGCAUUCGUUCUCGGCGCUGUCUGUCAGCCAGAGGGCCGCCCAACUCAACAACAGACACAGUAUGGAGAUCUCCCACCCAGUCCUCAUCAGCUCCUCUGACCCCAGGGCCGCUGCACGCAUCCAGGAUGCAUCCCACCUGGGUCCCUCUCCCUCCUCGGCAGGGGUACUGGUGCCCCCCAAAGUGGCAUCCAUAACCUCUGAGCUGCUGGCCCAUGCCAAGGUGCAGUUGCCACUCAACAUAUAUCUGGCUCUAUACGCCUACAAGCCCCAGAAGGCUGAUGAGCUUGAACUUAGGAAAGGGGAGAUGUACCGGGUGACAGAGAAGUGUCAGGAUGGGUGGUUCAAGGGCACCUCACUGAGAACUGCUGCCUCUGGUGUCUUCCCAGGAAACUACGUCACCCCGGUGUCCAGGGCUCCAUUUGGAGUUGGUGCUUCUCGGGGCUCGUGUUUGUCCAGUCCAGGAGGAGGAGGAGGAAGUGGGUGCAGUCAGGUAGGGAGUAAAAUCUCCGACCCUUCGUCCCCAGGGUCCCCGGGGCCCUCUUCGUCCCGUCCCUCCACCCCACUGGUAAACUCAGUCAACUCUGUUAACACCGUCAGUCCCGCCUCCUCGCCGCAAACUGCCGCCGCCCAGCUGAAGAACUGCCUGCGCUCCAGUCAGCAUACAGUUAACCAGGCACGCACUUCAAUGCAGCUGGUCCACAGUCCUCCUGCUGGAAGCCCAGAGCGUCCAACGGUGGCCAUCUCCCCCCUGCGUCCUCAGAGUUCCUCCCCCUCACGUUGCCCCAGCCAAUCGGGUCGUCCUCUCUCCAUGGUGUCUCCAGCACCCAGCUUAGGGCCCUCACCCCUCUCUUCCCCCGCCUCGCGGCCCCUUCUCCCCCUCUCCUCCCCUCUCUCCUGUCUCACACCUCCUAACGUGUCAGCGGUGCUCCUUAAUGGGGAGGCAGCCAGUCCCCUGCAGCCGCCAUUGCCGGGCCCCUCCCACGCCCAGGGCGCCCUCGCACCCAAAGCAGAGAAGAAGGAGAGGAAAGCAGGAGGUUUAUUAAAGCUCUUGUCGGGGGCGGCAGCCAAGAAGAAACCUCGCUCACCUCCCUCCUCCCCACCCACCCACGACCCCUCAUUGGCCGACCCUGCCCACCAUCCUCACCACCAUCACCACCGAUCGGGUUCCUGUCCGAUGGCGUCACAGGGCCGAGCCGGCUCCUGUCCAAUUGAGAGUGAUAUGGCAGGGGCCAUGGGACUGGAGCCUCUGCACAGGAAGUCUGGUUCCCUGGACACCAACUUCCCCAUGUCGCCCCCGGCACCACGCGCCAGCAACGCUCUGAUGGUCCUCCGGCCUGAACCCAAACCCCUGUCCAGAGAGAGGUACCGUGUGGUGGUGCCCUACCCGCCCCAGAGCGAGGCGGAGAUCGAGCUGCGGGAAGGGGACGUGGUGUUCGUCCAUAAGAAGAGGGAAGACGGCUGGUACAAAGGCACCCUGCAGAGGACAGGACAGACAGGCCUGUUUCCCAGCAGCUUCGUCGAGAGCUUCUGAACUGGAAAAAGUGGACAAAAGAACUCACACUGUUCCUGUUUCUGAGUCGCAAAACACACACACAAGCUUCACGGCUAUAUACAUACACGUAGGAUGGACCGACAUCGGUUUCCCAGACAUACACUUUUGGAUUAAAGACAGACACUGACAUGCGAAAAAGAAACUUGCUUUAAGAAGCUGCUAACCCUAAGAAGGAUUGGGUUUCAAUAGAGAAUUUUAGUUUCACAUGAUGGUCAAAAUGCGUUUUUUAGAAGUUUUUCCCAGAACAAUCUGUCAAGAAACACUGGAAUUUUGGGUAUGAAAAUAAUCAAAUUAAAAGCUACUGAAUACUGGCAAAAACAUCAUUAAUGUCUUUAGAAACCCAUAUCGGUCCAACUAAUUCACACACACACACACACACACACAUACAGGAAAGCUAUCCCUGGCUUCAACCAGCCACACAGGAAGCAGGGCAGCUUUUCCCGUCAUGCGCCCAGGGACAGCGCUGGGUCAGAGGGGCUUCAUGAGACUCGUUGUCCGCACGUGAUGUUGACUACUGAAGGCACACAGACUCAAAGAGCACAGAAAGACAAACCCUGCCUCCCAGUUCUCCUCCUUGACAUCAUCCACCAGCAAACACUAGCACAAGAAGCAUUAGCUCCGCUUUUUACUGAGACCUCAGAACUUGAAUUCGGGUGCUUUCUUUGUUUGAAAAGUUAAGAUUUAUCGCCUGGCGAUGAGGUGUGAGCCGACACUGCAGGAUCAUUGUGAGCACAUCUCCGUGUCUAGUUUGUGACAACAAGCACAUGUGUUUUUUAUCAUCCAAUAUGUUAAUAACAAUGCAUGUAGCAUUAUUAUGUUUUAUUUAAUAAUAGAUGUUUGUGUUGUCCCAAACUAGUCAUGCUGUGAUGAUCUGUCACAGGAAUUUUAAUUUAGAAACAAAUGGUGCAAAAAGCAAAAUAUGAAUUAGGCGUUUAAUUUUCCAUUUAUAUAGCUUACAUAAAUUUAUACAACCAUUUUUUUAAUUCAAAUUAGUCCUUUAUAGACCCUCCACAGCUGGGUUGAUUUGCAUAAACGGAUUGCUGAAUGUAAGAAGAAACUAAAAGUUACGCCAAAACUUGUUAAAGAAUUGAUUUGUAUUGAAAAAGAUGUUUUUUGAUCUUCUGUGUGGGAUUAUAGAGACAAAGAAUGCACUUGGUAAUAUUUGAUACAACCUGCCAAUAUAUCUAUACACACAGUGGUUUUACACGCUCCGUUAUUAUUUAUUUGACAAAAGGGAUUUCCAUCGCUACUUGUGACAGCCUUUUGUUUUAAGAGCAAACAUGUUUUCUUCUUUAAGCAGACACAAACUUCUUUGGUAGGACAAAAUAAUAACAAAACCUAACAUACAACGCAUUCUGUCACAAAGAUUGCCUCUUCCUCAGCCUUCUCUUGAGAUACUGUUGAGAGUUUUUGUCUGACUGCAGCAAUAUCGCGAAACCAAAAGCGUGCAGAUUCGAUGCUCAUGGAAGAAUGUACGGCCGAAGGGGGAAAGCACCUGAAGUCAGAAGGCAGGGAUGCAAGUUUUUCAUCACACAACUGCCAACCUUUGACAACCACUUUUCCUCUGAUCUUGUCAACCUUUAACAAGUAUUUUUGUACGGCUUCAGUGAGUCUAUAGACAGUCUGCUUUGUGAAUCUCUACGUCCUGAGUGUGAAUCCAGGCUUGUCUAGUUUACAUCCAGCCGCAACCAUCUACCUUUUUCCCCCUGUUUCUGGAGAUAGAAGCACAGCAAAACUGAGAGUUUGACUUGCUCACUGUGUGUGUGUGUGUGUGUGUGUGUGUGUGUGUGUGUGUGUGUGUGUGUGUGUGUGUGUGUGUGUGUCAGAGAGUGAGAGGUCUGCAGGAUUGUAAUAGCGGCCAUGUAUCAGUGAAAGAACACAGUUAAAGGGCAUGAAUGGUUUUCCUCUCCUGCUGUUUUGUGCCGGAAUGAAGCACAAACAACCACUGGUAAUGUGCACACAAGUGAGGCUCACUCAUUGGCUGAGCCCACAAAUGUCUAACGGGGUCGUAACCAGGCGAGAGUCUGUCAUUGGCUAAGCACACUUGAGUCUCCUUGGUGAACUGCAUUCAUGUCAUAUGGGAAAGACAAUAAAUACAAAACUCCAGAUAGAAAAUACCACUUGUGAAAAAAUCUGCAUUUAAUCAGUAAAUGUCAAAACACAACUUGUUUUUUUUUUGUUUGUUUGUUUGUUUUUUUUGCAAUGCAAUAAUGAAAAGCUUCCCAGAGUCAACUAAACGCUGCAGCGUCCAAAUGGUUUGGAAACAUCUACCAUGUCGUAUUCCCAUACGAUGUGACUGCAGAAUAAAUACUCAGAUGUGAGACUUUGCAACAAACUCUCCACAUACUUGCAGAAAACAAGCACAAAACAGAAAUUAUAUUAAGACAAAAGACAAAAAUUCAGUUUUCUCUCACCCCCCUUUUUCCCUAGAUUAAUGGUCUGAUAAAGUUGUUACAUGAUUCUUUUUUUGUCCAUGUAAUUCUUUUCAGCACUAAGUGAAAAUGAAAAAAGAGGAGCAGGCUUAAAAUUAAACAAGCAAGCUUUCUUUUUCUUUUCUUGUUUUUUGUAAAAAAAAAAUGUUUUCAUGUUUGUCUUGAAUUUGAAGUGGAGGUGACCUGUCACUGACGAGACAAAAGCAGCUUAUACUUGUGACGUGUGUCGCCACCCCCCACCCACCCCACCCCCCACCCCCCCAACCCAAAUCCCUGUGUGACUGUGAAGAAAAGUGAACAUGUUAGGGAAAUAAACUUUACAAAGUGAAAACACACACACAGUCAUUACAGAGAGCAGCAUGGUCUGCAAUCAUCUUCUGUCUGCUGCCAGUGCAGUAUGGGUAAUCCUGUGCAUCUGAAGCAACAGAUGAAACCACAAACAAUUUAAUUUCUCCACAGGUCACAGCUCAACUGGAGACUGUAAGUAACAUACUCACACACACACACAUAAAAGACUAGGGCUAGACUGACAAAUAUAAUUUUUCAGUUAGAAGCGUGGACCUGAAGCAGUUGUUAAAUGAUUCUUUAUUUACAUACAUAUUUAAAGUUUAAUUGACCAGUUUUGUCUAUUUAUUAAAUCCUAUUUCUCAAGUGUACUAGACUGUGAUAUUUGUGCAGCGUUUAAUUGAGUGUAGUUCUGCCAAGUAUAAGUGCCAGUUUAUUUGUCAUGAAAAGAGUCAAAACUAAAUGUCAAAUUUUGGUAGAAGAUAGAAGCUUCAAUCCAAAAAUAUCUGCAUUGGCCUUCAGAACCUGUCAGUCAAACCCUAGUGCCUACUGCCUACAAAUGCCAACAUACACACUCGUAGUGUUUCCAUCAGGCAGACCUAUCCGUCUUUGUCUCUUCUUUACGUUCUUAUCGGCCCGAUGAGCCUGCUGGUUGUUUUUCUGUUCUGUUUGACUGGAUUGACAAAAAACAGCAGAUCUCAGAAAAGCGGGUUUCUCUUAUGUGUUUGUACGCCCGCUGAACAGAGGACUCUCCUUUCUACUGGGUCAAACUAAAGCACAAGUCCUCAUUUGUGCCGGAAGAUCAAUGGAUCUCAACAAACUUAUUAUUUUUCAUGAGGUUGAUGCUGUGAGGGGGAGAAGAGUUUACAACAGUUAAAACAUCAGGAAUAAAACCACCGCACAGUGGUCAAUUUACAUAAAAUAUCCUGGUUUCACAAAUGUUUUCAUGCCUUUUGUGUUUUAUUUAUGUGAUGUAAGCUUGUCUUUCGCCCCAGCUUCCUGGUUGUAAAUACCACCUGAGAACUCAAAGUGACGGCUUGGAAAAUGUGAACAGCCAUCAACAGCUGUGGUAAUUCCCAUUGGACAUGAACACAAUUUAAAACACACCAUCCAAUUUUUCAUUGAACUUGAUAUCAAAUUGCUGUCCACCCCCUUUUUUUGUCGUUCCAGGAAGCCUGAGCACUCGCCCUGCCAUCUUGAAUUAAAUGUUGGCCAUAUUUGUUCCUAUGGAUACUUGUGUGUCUGAGUGUGUGUGCGAGUGUGCGAGGGGAGGGGAGCCUCUGUAUGUAGCUCUUUACAUAAAAAAGGAACUUUAUGAAAAGGUUUGGUGCGGUGUGAACGCUCAUGCGUCAUCAGGACUGAGCUGGGUUGAAUACAGCAGUACAGUGAGGGGAACAGGAAAAAAAAGAAAGUAUAUAUAUAUAUAUAUAUAAUUCUAUAUUGUGCAGCAUAUUUAUAGGCCUUUUGUGCCAUUGAAGUCAUGCUCUGCGCUGGUCAUGCCCAGCGCUCUCUACCAUGUGAUCAUUAUACAUCGUCUUGUACUGAUGACCCGUGGCUGAUUUGAUUGUUUUUUCAUGUCAAGUGCAUUUUUCGCAAUAAAUGCCUUUGUUUUAAAACAGA